AUGAAGUCUCUUCUUAACCUGCUGUUCCUCCUGUUUUUUGUCAUCAUCCACUCCAAGGUCUAUAAGCCCUGUGAUUUUGCCAGAAUUAUGAAAAGAAGUGAAAUGGAUGGCUAUAGGGGAUUCAGCCUGGAAAACUGGAUGUGUUUGGCUCAACACGAGAGUAGCUUUAACACAGGAGUUGUAACCUACCACCGUGGACACCAAAGCACCAGUUAUGGGAUAUUUCAGAUCAAUAGCCGACACUGGUGUAAUGAUGGCAAAACCCUCAAAGCAGUGAAUGCCUGUGGGAUACCCUGCAGUGUUUUGCUCCAGGAUGACAUCACUGAAGCCAUAACAUGUGCAAAGAAGGUCGUGAGUGAUUUAGAAGGCAUCAGAGCAUGGAGGGCAUGGAGAGCCAAAUGUGAAAACCGAGAUGUCACCAAGUAUCUUCAGAACUGCAGAGUCUAA
Molecule: messenger RNA, 447 nt
Organism: Alexandromys fortis (reed vole)
Lineage: Eukaryota; Metazoa; Chordata; Mammalia; Rodentia; Cricetidae
Product: putative lysozyme C-2
Exons: 4
Coding region: 1-447 (148 amino acids)
Biological process (GO): defense response to Gram-positive bacterium; defense response to Gram-negative bacterium
Molecular function (GO): lysozyme activity
Source: RefSeq, a predicted model, not a curated record